Molecule: messenger RNA, 3402 nt
Organism: Xenopus tropicalis (tropical clawed frog)
Lineage: Eukaryota; Metazoa; Chordata; Amphibia; Anura; Pipidae
Gene: dact1
Product: dishevelled-binding antagonist of beta-catenin 1
Cellular component (GO): cytoplasm; nucleus
Source: RefSeq, marked provisional
GGAGUGUGUGGCGGUGAGAGUGCUGCGGUGCUGUCAUGGGCUGUUUCGCUUAGCUGCUCGCCAGAGAUUCAGCAAAGAUGCGCCUAGCACUGCGCAGGAGACGCUAAAUCGCACGUUGUGCAAACUUGGUGCAUUGUAUCCGCUGACAAGUGGGAGUUUGGGAUCGGUUCUUGCGGAAUAGUGAGGAUAAGGAUUACCUGCUCAUUGGAGCGCCCUUGUUCCUUUCCAGCCUGGCUGCCUUUGCAGAUGCUCUAGCUUGUGGCUUGCUCGCUGUCCCAGGAUGAAGCCGAUCCCCGCCACCCCUGACCACCUGGGGCAACACCAGGAGAGCCCCCGCCGUAAGGACAAGGGAGAGGCGGAAUCGGAGCGGCAGAGGACCCGGGAGCGCCUGGAGGCGACCUUGGCCGGACUUGCGGAGCUGGGCUAUCUCAGGCACCGGCAGGAGCUGCUGGUAAAGAGCGCACUUACCCCCGGGGCACCGACUCACGGAGAUACUGCCACUCGGGCAGGGGACACCCCCCGCAGCCUGGAGGAGAAGUUCCUGGAGGACAAUAUCUUGCUGCUAAAGAAGCAGUUGAACUGCCUUAGAAAGCGAGACGCAGGUUUACUAAGCCAGCUUCAUGAGUUGGACAAGCAAAUAAACGAUCUCAAAAUUGAUGUUGAAAAGACAGAGGAGCAUCUGGAAACAGACAGUCGACCCAGUUCAGGAUUUUAUGAGCUGAGUGAUGGGACGUCGGGAUCCCUCUCCAAUUCCUCCAACUCAGUGUUCAGCGAAUGUUUAUCCAGCUGCCACUCCAGCACCUGCUUUUGCAACCCCUUGGAAACAUCAUUAAACCUCACAGAUGGUCAAGCAAAGUCUGCAGAUGACUUCCUUGAAUGGUUGGAUUACAGAGACAGUCAACAUGAAACGGGCACAGUUCGCCGUUCCUUUUCUGCACCACAUUCCAACUCUGUUGACGUUGCAGCAGAUGUUCACCCAAAGUAUCAGUGUGAUCUGGUAUCUAAAAAUGGCAACGAUAUCUACCGUUAUCCCAGCCCACUUCAUGCAGUAGCUGUGCAGAGUCCUAUGUUUCUUCUUUCUGUUAUGGGCAACAUAAAGGCAGAGGAACCAGAGGAGGAGAUUGGCCCCAAUGAUAAUGAUGACUGUAUAGUGCCUGAACUAGACCACUUAAAAGAUGAAGACUCUUUUCUCCAUCAAAGCAGCCUGUGUUCUUUACCACUUUCUUCUGGGAAAAAAAUGGAUGGGUACAUAUUAAGCAUCAUACAGAAAAAAGCACAUCCUGUAAGGACUAACAAACCAAGGACUAGUGUCAAUGCUGACCCAGGCAAAGGAAUUUUACGACAUGGGAGUAUAUGUGUCAAACAGACUGGUGGUGUUUCUCAAAGCAGCACAGUUAACCUGAAAAAUUCUAAACAAACAUGUUUACAUUCCACCGGAAUGAUCUCUGUGGAUAAUAGCACUUAUCCUUCUCUAAAACAGUGCUCAAAGGAGUCUCUAAGUGAACAGCUGGAAAGUAAAAGGAUGCCAUCCAUCUCCACGUAUCCUUCUUGUAAUGUCAAUGAACUUCAAAGCCAAAACAAUUCACGAAAUACUGUGAAGUCUGUGUGUCAGGGUCUGGCAAGGGGCUCUGUAGCAAUGACCUCAAAUGUUCAAAAGGAAAAUGUUACGCCCAAUGCACCAACUAAUCUCUCUAAUGCAUCAAGUUCGGCCUGUAAUGGAUCUCCUAGAGAAAGUACGCAGAUGAGUGCACUUCUUCCACAAGAGAUUAAAGUUGUGCCACCAGUGAAAAAAAUUUCCCCCAAAAAUACACUCCUUUCUUAUCAUGCAUCAUCCUCUUUUGAUGAAAGACCACCUUUGGAUUUUAAGAGCGAGGGAUCGUCAUCUCAGAGCUUGGAUGAAGGGCUGCUGGUCAAUGCUCAUUAUAUACCAGCUCAGCAACAGGGUGUUAAACUUCAUAAGAAUAUCAAAAAUGUGAAGAUUGUGAAGAGCUCCACUUUAAAACAUAGGGCUAAUGUUCAGUAUGUGGCAGAAAAUGGGUCCCAGACGCUGAAAGAAAAAUCCAAGGCUGUGGGAAAGAAGUGCAGGUUCCCUGAAGACUUGGAUACAAACAAAAAAGUGAAGAAAUCCACUCCACGGACUAAAAAAACGUCUCACCCUAAUUUUGAACCUGCAGUAGUUGGAAGAAAUCCAGUUGCAGUCAGAUCUGGAAUCAAAUCUCAUGGACAGCCAAAGGAUGUGGUCUUGGCCAAACCCAAACAUAAGAGAGGUGACUAUCGGAGGUGGAAGUCUUCAGCUGAGAUUUCUUAUGAAGAAGCAUUAAGGCGGGCACGAAGACGAGCCCAGAGAGAAAUGAUGGGUGUUUAUGCCCAAGUGCCGUUUCCUUACGCCAGCCCAUACGCUUACAUUGCCAGCGACUCUGAAUACUCUGCCGAGUGUGAGUCUCUGUUUCACUCCACAGUUGUAGACACCAGUGAGGAUGAACAGAGCAAUUACACCACAAACUGCUUUGGGGACAGUGAAUCCAGUUUGAGUGAGGUUGAAUUUGUUGGUGAAAGUACAACGUCAAGUGAUACGGAUGAAAGUGGUGGACUCAUAUGGUCCCAGUUUGUACAUACCCUUCCCAUGCAGGCCACUGCAACGGCUGAACUACAAACCACAGCAAAAGCCUUUGUUAAAAUCAAGGCAUCACACAACCUUAAGAAGAAAAUCCUCCGCUUCAGAUCUGGAUCUUUAAAGCUGAUGACAACUGUUUGAACAUCACCUUUUCACCAACUCCAGCUCCAUUUUAUUUUGUAUAUAAUUUGUUACUUUUGUGCAAAUAUUUAAAGUCUAUGGUAAAUUAAAUUGACUCUCUUGAAUAUCCUUGUGGACUGUCAAAAUUCCAAUGACUGGUGUAAAUCCACGUAAUUUAUCUUUCUGCUUACAUUGUGCGCUUAAAGUGUCCAACAUCGAUGUUCUCUGGCAAUCUGCAGAUGUCCAAUUAGACACAUCCAGAAUAGACCACCCAAGACCAGUGCAAACAGCAGUUCUAGAAUGCUUGGUAAACAUUCCAUUAGAACCAGCAGCUUUUCAUUUAGAAAAUGGAGUGAACUUUUUUUUUUAUUUUUAACUGCAUGUACUUCUUUCCAGCUAGAGCUGAAGUGGUUUAGAACUAGUGGUCCAUUCUGAGCUUUCCAAACCGUGUGUCUUUCGCAAUUGGAGUAUAAUUCCCCAGUUUCUCUCUUCAAACCUAUGCAUGCACUGUGCAUGAAUCUCAUUGGUUACCAUAUGCCUUUCACUAUGGAGUUCAUGUAUACUUUAAUCACUUGUAUUUUAUAUAUUUUGUAAAUUAUAUAGCACAUUUUACAUGGUAAUAAAUUGUCUGCUUUAAUGCUGUUUAAAUUUAUUAAAUUGAAACAAAA